GGCUUUGAGUGCUCCUGUUUCCCGCGGGAUCGCGGGUCCCGUUCCUUCCCUCCCGGGCAUCGCUCCCGGUCCCGGGUCCGCCCAUGGACGCGUUCGUGGUCAAACUGCCCCGCGGGCCGGCGGAGGAUGGCGGCGGCAGCAGCGGCGGGAAGAGGCCGCGGCUGGAGAAGCCUGGCCCGGAGCGACCGCCGGCGCGGGAGAUCCGUGCCGAGGGGCUCAGCUGUGAUUACCGCAUCCUCUUCGGCAAGGCCGAGGCGGACGAGAUCUUCCAGGAGCUGGAGAAGGAGGUGGAGUAUUUCGAAGAUGAGAUGACAAAGCUGCAGGUUUUUGGCACAUGGCACAAGAUUCCCAGGAAGAAGGUGACCUAUGGAGACCCUGGCCUGUCCUACACUUACUCAGGGGUCACGUUCCACCCCAAGCCCUGGAUCCCGGUGCUGAGCCGGAUCCGGGAGCGCGUCACCUUGGAGACAGGACACACCUUCAACUUCGUCCUCAUCAACAGGUACAAAGAUGGCCUGGACCACAUCGGGGAGCACCGUGACGACGAGAAGGAGCUGGUUCCCCUCAGCCCCAUCGCCUCGGUGUCCUUCGGAGCCUGCCGGGAUUUCGUGUUCCGGCGCCGGGAGCAGCGGGGCCGGGGAGGAGCUCGGGGCCCGGCGAGGAUCUGCCUGCAGCUGGCCCACGGCAGCCUGCUCCUCAUGAAGCACCCCACCAACGUGCACUGGUACCACAGCCUGCCCCCACGCAGGAGGGUGCUGGCCCCCAGGGUCAACCUCACCUUUAGGAAUGUCCUGCCCGUCUCCAAGAGGGGAAAUGUUCAGCCAGGGGGGCCUUUGGGCUCUGAAAAGUGAAUUUAGUUCCUGCUGGAACUGUGGAUGCACCUGCUCUGAAGUUUUAGUUCCUGCUGGAACUGUGGAUUCAUCUGUUCCAGCAGGUGAAUUCUGGAUUCACCUCCUGGUCCAUCACCUAAUGCACAAAAUUUAAUAAUUUUGCUGCUGAAG
Molecule: messenger RNA, 1001 nt
Organism: Camarhynchus parvulus
Lineage: Eukaryota; Metazoa; Chordata; Aves; Passeriformes; Thraupidae
Gene: ALKBH2
Product: alkB homolog 2, alpha-ketoglutarate dependent dioxygenase
Exons: 3
Coding region: 84-851 (255 amino acids)
Biological process (GO): DNA repair
Source: RefSeq, a predicted model, not a curated record